Messenger RNA from Anisakis simplex (herring worm), 513 nucleotides. NCBI's taxonomy places the organism in Eukaryota, Metazoa, Nematoda, Chromadorea, Rhabditida, Anisakidae. The record is from the annotation of a GenBank genome assembly.
AUGCCUUUCAUGCACGGAACGAUGCCGCUUCGGCGGACGUUCCUUUAUUUGCAUAGAGGCAAGAUACAUUUUCGAGAUAAUGUUCAGGUUCUAUCGUUUGGCUACAAUCGUCGUCCCACAGAAGCGCAAAAAGGAGCCAGAGAAUUUGUUUUCUGGCACUGGGCUCAGCUUCAGUAUCACAAUCCCAAAGUUCAGUUGGUGAAGCAUGUCGAUCUGACAGUUAUUCCAUUCGCUCAGGCUUUCUUAAAAGAUGGCCGUGAAGUGUUAUUCGAUUUGGAGGGUCGAAGUCGUGAAGAAAUCGUUGAGAUGUUGCAGGGGACACUGGGCAAGACAGAGUUGGUUCGUAAGAGGGAACGACUUGAGGCUAUUUUCGAACGUAAUCCGGCCUCUUUCGGCAGUAAAUGUGAACGACAGUGCAUGUGUGAGGUUCAAGGACAGCACCCGUGCACGUCACUUCUACGUGCACCGCAAUAUUUACGUGGCAAAUGGCGAUGGAAUCACAAUAUUCUCUAG